This is a messenger RNA of Baudoinia panamericana UAMH 10762, 741 nucleotides long. RefSeq lists its product as uncharacterized. Gene Ontology annotation, cellular component: cytoplasm. Lineage: Eukaryota; Fungi; Ascomycota; Dothideomycetes; Mycosphaerellales; Teratosphaeriaceae. Gene Ontology annotation, molecular function: protein binding. Bases 1 to 741 code for a protein of 246 amino acids. The transcript is spliced from 2 exons. The record is from RefSeq and is a predicted model, not a curated record.
AUGAUCGUCAACAAGAAGCUGGACCGCCUGAAGCAAUGGGGCCGCGAGCGGAUGGGCGGCGAAGUCAGGACCGACACCAACGAUGAGUUCAAGGCGCUGGAGCAGGAGAUGUCGCUGCGGCAGGAGGGCAUGGAACGUCUCGACCGCUCCGCCAAGUCAUACGUCAAGUCCAUCUCGCGCCGUGACGCAGGCGAAGAGAAGGAGAAGCAGCUACCCAUUGGCUACUUCGGUACCGCCAUGCUCUCCCACGCCGAAGACUUCGAGCCGGACUCCGAAUUCGGCCAAUGCUUAUCCGCUCUCGGCCGCGCCAACGAGCGCAUCUCCCGCAUGCAGGAGACCUACUCCGCCAACGCCACCAGCAGCUGGUUGGAAAGUAUUGAGCGUAGUCUCGUGCAGAUGAAGGAGUAUCAGGCCGCGCGGAAGAAGCUGGAGAGUAGACGCCUCGCUUACGACACUGCCAGCGCGAAGAUGCAGAAGAGCAAGAAGGAGGAUUUCCGCAUGGAGGAGGAGUUGCGCAGUCAGAAAGCCAAGUAUGAGGAGAGCAGCGAGGAUGUCUUUCGCCGCAUGCUUGACAUCAAGGAGGCAGAAGUCGACAGUGUCGGCGACCUGACUGCCUUUGUUGAAGCGGAGCUGACGUACUACGACCGCUGCCGAGAAGUGCUGCUACAAGUGAAGAGGGACUGGCCAGCGUGCGUGUCCCUCGCCCCAUACUCUGAACCUUACAUUAACAUCUUCUGUUAG